This is a messenger RNA of Osmerus eperlanus (European smelt), 1548 nucleotides long. RefSeq names its product gastrotropin-like. Gene Ontology annotation, molecular function: fatty acid binding. The transcript has 4 exons. Bases 87 to 464 code for a protein of 125 amino acids. Gene Ontology annotation, cellular component: nucleus; cytosol. Gene Ontology annotation, biological process: fatty acid transport. The record is from RefSeq and is a predicted model, not a curated record. NCBI's taxonomy places the organism in Eukaryota, Metazoa, Chordata, Actinopteri, Osmeriformes, Osmeridae.
UGUGGGUGUGUGUGUGUGACGUCACCACACCUCUUCUCUCUCUCUCCCACACUCCUCUCUCAGUACCGUCUUCCUUCAACCACACCAUGGCCUUCUCUGGGACUUACGAGCUGGAAAGCCAGCAGAACUACGAGGAGUUCCUGGCAGCCAUUGGGUUGCUAAAUGCUAAAACGGACUACAAGGUUGUGAGUGAGGUGAGUCAGGAGGGUCAGAAGUUCACCUGGACCCAGAAGAUCCCUAACUGGACCUGGACCAAUAUUUUCACCAUCGGACAAGAGAGUGAACUGGACACUAUGCUAGGGACCAAGUUUAUGGCCACCCCCACCAUGGAUGGGGGCAAACUUACUAUCUUGUUUCCAGACUAUGUGUUCACAGCUGAGAUGGAUGGAGAAAAGCUAGUCAUGCAUUGUGUAACACCAGGAGAGAAGAGCGUGACGUUCUCCAGGAUCAACAGGAGGAUAUAAAUGUUACGACUCCCUCCCAGCAGUUUCUGACAGUAGCGACUAACGGCAAACCUGCCCGAGCAGAUCCCUGAACUCAGGCGAAACUCUUCUGUUCUCACAUACACUCGACUUGAAUUUGCUUAAGCGAAAUUGAUCAAAUAAUAUACAUUUCCUGUAAUUAUUGCGUGAUUCCCAGGUCUAGAACUUACGGCGAAGUUAGAAACGUGACUUUUAAUAUCCAGAACAGGUUGUUAACUCUUAGCUAUUGCUCUCUUAAGCCUACACAAGAUUGUACGGUUCUCGCUCUUUUUCUUCGACCAAUACAAAGUCGCCCUGUAGCGAUCUCUCCCGUUUCCAGAUUUUUGUUAUAAACUGAACAAUGAUGUACAUUACAUUAUCCAUAGGGAACUGACAGAUCAAGUAUUCAUCUGUUAAGAUUAACGACUACCAAGCAAACCGACAGACAAUUGAGUAGGCCCACAUUUUAACCCUCGUGCUGCCUUCGGGUCACAUGACCCAAAGGUUCAUAACGAACCAUAGUUGUGUUUACCCAAUUUUACCCAAUACAAAAACAAAUUAAAAUAAUUUUCUUUUAACCUUUGCAAUGUGGGGGGUCUGAGACAGCCUAGCUGUUAAAAGAAAAUGCUUCACUUUGUCUUUGUAUGCGGUAAAUUUGUCGCAAUACGACGGUGGGUCACAAUGACUGAUGGGUCAGAAUGACCCGAAGAUAACACAAGGGUUAAUGUAGCGACAAAUGGCUAAUUAGCCAGCCUAGCUAAUGUAGCUAGCUACUGCUCAAAUCCCUUACUAGAUAGCUAGCUACUUUUACUAUGUGAGUUAGAUCAACCUUACCUUCGUAAUUGUCAAUGUAGCUCGAAGCGUACAAUUUUAACAACUUGUUCUCUCUUCCUUGAAGGGCAGCAACAUAGAAUCCUAUCGUCAAUUAUCACUUUGGGAAGAUCACCCAAACUCGCUAUUUUAUGUGAGAUAAUUUACGUAACUGCUAGCUGCUUUACACUGUUCAUGAAAAGUAUCCUAACACAGACGGAUUGUAUAAUGAACCAACUUUGUAUCAUGAAUAAAUGUCCUAUGCAUUUGUUGUGGA